CACUGGAAAAGCCUGAAAACGCAAAACAAUUAACUGUCCCGAUUCAGGAAGAGAAGAAAGAGCAAAGAUUAAGCAAAGUACCACGAGGUGCAUAGAAUAGUUCACCAAUUCGCUUGCUUCACUCCUCCUCUUCCUACCCUUUGAAAAUUUCUUCCCUACUCCUCCAAGAAACAAACCAACUAACCCAUGCAAAUACGCAGAUUUCAUCUCCGGUUCUUCCCUCCCGUUCCGUGCAUGCAUGCAACUCUCUCCGAUGAGAUGCCUGAUGCCGAGCAGCGCUCGCCGCCGCCAGCAGUGCCCUCUCCUCGCCGCCUUCUGCGCCUCGCUCGUCGACGGGCUCGCGCGCCUCGAGAGCACGCUGUCGUCGUCGGUCUCCAUUCGGUGGUGCGCCGACGCCAUGCGGCUGGUCAGGCGGAUGCAGCGCGAUCUGCUCGCCGUCUUCAGGAGCGCUGACGCGCCGGUGGCGGCCGCGGACUGCCACGGUGCCGGAGACUCCUGGCUGGAGCAGUACAUGCAGGAGACGGCGGCGCUCCUCGACCUCUGCAACGCGCUCAAGUCCGCCGUGUCGCGGAUGCAUCGAUACUGCAUGGUGGUGGACUUCGCCGCGCAGGUGCAUGGCUGCCGUGCCGGCGCAACCGCCGCGUCGCUCGUCGCCGCCGGGACUGCAGCGUCGGAGGGGACGGACGCACCGUCGUCCGCCGUCGCUGUCCACGGCAAGCUCUCGGAUGUGAGGGCCGUGGUGAGCGAGGCAGAGAGGCUAGGGAGAAAGAUCCUGUCCAGCGGCGGCGGUAGCGUAGUUCUCGUCACGCUCGUCGCCAAGAUCACAAUGGCAGUCGUGGCCACCUCCGUGCUCCACGCGCUCACCCACACAUCACCUCUUCCCCCUCUCAACGACGAGGACGACGUCGGCGCCGGCGGCGCGCACCAGUGCAGCAGUGCGCUCGCCCGCGUCGCCGUCCCAGAGCAACUGAGGCCGUGGCGCGAGUCGCUGUCGGCGAUCAACGACCGGGUAGCGGCCCUGCCGGCGAGCAUCGCGGAGCACGAGAGCGUCGCAACGGCGGUAAGGGACAUGAUCGGCGGCAAGAUGGAAGGAUCAGAGGAUCAUGUGGAGCUGCUGAGGGCGAGGUCCGGCGAGCUCCGGGAGGGGGUGGAGACGUUCGACUGCGUUCUUGAUCAAGUCUUUGACGAGGUGAUCAGGGGCAGGAAUGAGAUGCUGGGGAUCUUCAGAGACAAAGCUCUCACAUAGUGAAAUCGAGGGUGGAUUUUAAUUACCUCUCGGUUUUAAUCUUGUGAGAAAAAUUUGUGAUACUUGUGUUGGAUUUGAUUUAUGUUAAAUUGCUAAUUGAUGGACACAAUGUUUUUCUUUUCUUUGUAAAGGGUAUAGAAGUUGUUUUAGCAUAUUGUUUUAUAUUUUUUGUAUUUUCAUUUGUAUGUAACUUGUAUUGACAGUGUCAUGAGACUGAUCAAUAAAGCAUUUGAUUAAUUCCA
Lolium perenne is the source of this 1488-nucleotide messenger RNA. RefSeq lists its product as uncharacterized. The record is from RefSeq and is a predicted model, not a curated record. NCBI's taxonomy places the organism in Eukaryota, Viridiplantae, Streptophyta, Magnoliopsida, Poales, Poaceae.